Phymastichus coffea is the source of this 2201-nucleotide messenger RNA. RefSeq names its product protein Pixie (gene pix). Gene Ontology annotation, molecular function: ATP binding; ATP hydrolysis activity; iron ion binding. The record is from RefSeq and is a predicted model, not a curated record. The transcript has 10 exons. Lineage: Eukaryota; Metazoa; Arthropoda; Insecta; Hymenoptera; Eulophidae. Gene Ontology annotation, biological process: translational termination; translational initiation; ribosomal subunit export from nucleus. The coding region runs from base 285 to 2111 and encodes 608 amino acids.
CGGCAGUCAGAGAACGUAGCGCGUGUGUUUGCCGACUGGAACGAGGUCGUGUCACUCUCGGCAAUUUUGGGAUCCACGUUUCCUUGACAAGUAAAUUUAGCAAACGUUCAUAUGCUUAAAAAUAGGUUAGAAUUUAAAAAGCAUCGCCCACGUUACCAGAUGUGCUUGUUAAAACAUUAAAUUAUCUAAUUUUAAAAAGAUGAAACUUUAUGGAACUGUCUUUUAAAAUAUUCUGUAACUUUACUUUACCAGUUAAUAAGAACUGCUACAAUUAUUAUUAAAGAAUGCCACCUAAACGUGCAACAGAAGAAACAGAUCGAUUGACCAGAAUAGCUAUAGUUAAUACUGAUAAAUGUAAGCCCAAAAGAUGUCGACAAGAGUGCAAAAGAUCAUGUCCAGUGGUGCGAAUGGGAAAACUUUGUAUAGAAGUCACUCCUAACAGUAAAAUUGCUUCCAUUUCUGAAGAGUUAUGCAUCGGUUGUGGUAUUUGUGUAAAGAAAUGUCCAUUUGAAGCAAUAUCAAUUAUUAAUCUUCCAAGUAACUUGGAAAAGGAAACUACACAUCGUUACUCCAAAAAUUCAUUCAAACUUCACAGACUCCCUAUACCACGUCCUGGUGAGGUUCUCGGUCUUGUAGGAACUAAUGGUAUCGGAAAAUCUACAGCUCUUAAAAUAUUAGCUGGUAAACAAAAACCUAAUCUAGGACGUUUUUCUGAUCCACCAGACUGGACAGAAAUCUUAAGUCACUUUAGGGGUAGUGAAUUGCAGAAUUAUUUUACAAAAAUUCUUGAAGAUGAUUUGAAGGCACUCAUCAAACCACAGUAUGUAGAUCAAAUUCCCAAAGCCGUAAAGGGAACUGUUCAACAAUUGUUGGAUAAGAAGGAUGAAUGUAAAAAUCAAAAUCAGAUUUGUGAAAUGCUUGAUUUGACUCACAUCAAAGACCGAAGUAUUGAUGCUCUGUCCGGAGGUGAACUUCAAAGGUUUGCUUGUGCUAUGGUAUGUAUUCAAGAUGGAGAUAUUUUCAUGUUUGAUGAACCAUCGUCGUACCUAGAUGUUAAACAACGUCUGAAUGCCGCUGUUACAAUCAGAUCACUGAUACACCCAGAUAAGUUCAUUAUAGUUGUGGAGCACGAUCUUUCUGUGCUUGAUUAUCUCUCUGAUUUUAUCUGCUGCUUAUAUGGAGUUCCUGGAGCUUAUGGAGUAGUGACUAUGCCUUUUUCUGUAAGAGAAGGUAUCAAUAUAUUCCUUGAUGGCUUUGUUCCUACGGAAAAUUUACGUUUCCGUGAAGAAUCUUUAGUAUUUAAAGUAGCUGAAAGUGCUACAGAAGAAGAAGUUAAGAGAAUGAGUCACUAUGAAUAUCCAGCUAUGGUUAAAACAAUGGGUAAUUUUGAGCUAACUGUUGAAAGAGGACAGUUUACUGAUUCUGAAAUUCUCGUGCUUCUGGGAGAAAAUGGUACUGGGAAAACGACAUUCAUUAGAAUGUUAGCUGGUAACUUACCUCCUGAUGAUGGGUCAGGUAAUAUACCACAGUUGCACAUCAGUUAUAAGCCGCAGAAGAUUAGCCCAAAGUCUCAGGGUAUCGUUAGGCAACUUUUACACGAGAAGAUCAGAGACGCAUAUGUUCAUCCGCAAUUUAUUACUGAUGUGAUGAAACCGUUAAAGAUCGAUGAUAUUAUUGACCAGGAAGUUCAAAACUUAUCUGGAGGUGAAUUGCAGCGAGUGGCUUUAGUUUUAUGCUUGGGAAAACCUGCAGAUGUUUAUCUGGUAGAUGAACCUUCAGCCUAUUUGGAUUCUGAGCAGCGAUUGAUUGCAGCAAAGGUUAUUAAAAGAUUUAUACUGCAUGCGAAAAAGACCGGUUUUGUCGUUGAGCACGAUUUCAUAAUGGCGACGUAUUUAGCAGAUCGAGUUAUUGUAUUUUCUGGAACGCCAUCAGUAAAGACUGUUGCUCACAGCCCUCAGUCUUUGUUGAAUGGAAUGAAUAGAUUCCUGGAGUUGUUGGGUAUAACAUUUAGGCGAGAUCCAAAUAACUUCCGACCUCGAAUAAACAAAAAUCAAUCUGUCAAGGAUCUGGAUCAAAAAAGGGCAGGACAGUACUUCUUUUUAGAAGAAUAAACGGAUUGAGUAUAUUUUUGAAAAGCCUUGUUAAUACAUCUCUGUUGAGAUAUAGUGUAACAUUACGUGACUUUUUAUAUAUUCAUUCAC